Molecule: messenger RNA, 1272 nt
Organism: Pyrenophora tritici-repentis Pt-1C-BFP
Lineage: Eukaryota; Fungi; Ascomycota; Dothideomycetes; Pleosporales; Pleosporaceae
Product: CypX, Cytochrome P450
Molecular function (GO): iron ion binding; monooxygenase activity; heme binding
Source: RefSeq, a predicted model, not a curated record
AUGGUAUUCAGUGGAGACAUGGUCGGUUGGACGAACACGCUAGCGAUGCAUCAGCCUGAUGCCAUUUUCAAACAGCACCGUCGCAAUAUUGCCAAAGUGGCUGGAGCGAGCACAUCUCUUACUGUCUUCGAUCGCAUUCAGAAUGAGGAAGCUGCUCACUUCCUCUUGAACGUACUGGAUACACCCGAGAACCUGUUCGAGCAUAUCAGGAAGGAAGCCGGCGCAGUCAUCUUGCGCAUCACGUAUGGAUAUACACCUAAUGCCCAGGGCCGAGACCCAUUGGUAGACAUGGCAGGACAGGCAAUGGCUGAUUUUGCCGAAGCGAGUGCUCCUGGUAGAUGGGCGGUUGAUGUACUCCCCUUUUUGAGAUACCUACCCGAUGGCUGUCCAGGCACUUCCUUCAAACGUACAGCCCGCGACAUGGCGAAACAUUUGGUGCGUACAGCCGAGGAACCCUACGCUUUCGUCAAGAAACAAAUGCGAGAGAAGACGGCCAAGACCUCUUUCCUCUCCCAAGCCCUGGAGUCCAUUGGUGUCGACGAUGCUGAAACAGAACGCAUCCACAAAUGGUCUGCGACGUCCAUGUAUACCGGUGGUGCCGAUACCACCGUCUCAGCACUAAUGACGUUCUUCCUCGCCAUGGCUGUAUUCCCAGAUGUCCAGAAGAAGGCACAGGAAGAGCUGGAUCGUGUAAUUGGCGGCGGGAGAUUGCCGGUAACAAGCGACAAAGCAAGCCUACCAUAUAUCGAAGCAGUAGUUAAGGAGACGCAUCGAUGGCACCCCAUUGCACCCAUGGCGCUGCCGCAUUGCUGUACGGAGGAAGAUAGCAUCAACGGAUACAGAAUACCAAAGGGAGCAAUGGUUCUACCCAACAACUGGUGGUUCACCCACGACCCCGCCGUAUACCCAGACCCCAUGACCUUCCGGCCAGAACGCUACAUCACAACCCCCACCCACACCGCAGAGCCCGAUCCCCGAACCUGGAGUUUUGGCUACGGACGUCGCGUCUGUCCCGGACGUUACGUCGCCGACAACGCCCUCUUCACCACCAUCGCGCAGUCGCUAGCCGUCUUUGACGUCGAGAAGCCUGUGGAGAAUGGCAGGACGGUGGAGCCAAAGGUUGAAUUCGAGCCUGGUCUGGUCAGCCACCCGAUGCCGUAUCGAGUGAGUAUCAAGCCGAGGAGUAAGGAGUGUGAGAUGUUGGUGAGGCAGGCGGAGGAAUUGUUUCCGUGGGGCGAGAGUGAUGCGCCGGAGCUUGAGGGGCUGAGAUAG